CUCGCCCACCAGUCAUAAAGCCGCAUUAACCAAGCUCAGCCAUGGCCAUCGCCGCGAAGAAGCUCGACGUGUUCUCGACCACAAGCGACUACUCCAAGACCUACGUCUUCCACGAGGAGGAUCACACGCUCGGCAAUGCGUUGCGCUACGUCCUGAUGCGCAACCCUGACGUGGAUUUCUGUGGCUACACGAUUCCGCACCCGUCAGAGCCCAAGAUGCACAUCCGUCUACAGACCCGUCAAGGUGCACCUGCCGACGAAGCGCUGCGUUCAGGUCUCACUGAUCUACGCAAGGUGUCGACGCAGAUCGGAGAUGCCUACCGCAAGGAGCUCAAGGCCUUCAAGCGCAAGAACCGCAAGAACUAGACUCUCAUCUCAGAUUGGAAACGCUGUCUUCACUCUGUAAUCAUUAACACGUAGCCUGCAUAUCUUCACCUCAGUCGUGCCUGUUAAACUGCAAUCCUCACACC
This is a messenger RNA of Phytophthora nicotianae INRA-310, 469 nucleotides long. RefSeq lists its product as hypothetical. The transcript has 3 exons. The record is from RefSeq and is a predicted model, not a curated record. Gene Ontology annotation, cellular component: RNA polymerase I complex; RNA polymerase III complex. Gene Ontology annotation, molecular function: DNA binding; DNA-directed RNA polymerase activity; protein dimerization activity. NCBI's taxonomy places the organism in Eukaryota, Oomycota, Peronosporomycetes, Peronosporales, Peronosporaceae. Bases 42 to 365 code for a protein of 107 amino acids. Gene Ontology annotation, biological process: DNA-templated transcription.